Moesziomyces aphidis is the source of this 1638-nucleotide messenger RNA. NCBI's taxonomy places the organism in Eukaryota, Fungi, Basidiomycota, Ustilaginomycetes, Ustilaginales, Ustilaginaceae. The record is from the annotation of a GenBank genome assembly.
AUGUGUCCUCGACCCUUUCAGACCAUCCGCAGUUCCAUCUUGUCAGCCGUCUCCACCAUCUCGGCAUCUCGGCAUCUCCCGAUUGCUGCUUGUGAUCACAGUGAUCACGCAGGGCCAUCGCCAUUGGUUGGUACGCACGACACAGUACAUCGUUUCGGACCCAGUUCGGGACCGCCGCCACGAGCCGCCUUGAUUUUGGAACUCAGACGAGCAAUUCGAAUCAGUUUGACAUACCGCCCGCAGCGCCCCUCGCAGCUCGAUUCUGCGCGCUUCGACCCAAGCCACAUCACUUCCAUCAUCUCCUGCGCUCCUGGAACUCAUCGCAUCGACGUCCGAGCUGUACUACGUCGGCAGCGCAUCGGCUCAGGCGACGUAAACAAGUACAAGGCCAAGGCCUCGCGUCGGUACAACUCGCAAAAAGGAGAGGCCAAUGACGCCGAAGCAGGCUCGUCCAAGCCGGGAUACCGCCAGAGAUUUGCCAACAAGUAUCGCCGCUCUGCCAGUGCUGGCGGCGGUCCAUCAGAAGAAGACUCUGCGAGUGGCAGCGGCGAAGACGAUGAAGACCACAGCAGCGACGACGAGAAAGACGACAAGGACAAGGACUUCCCCAGCCUAGCUGAUGCCGCUUCGGGCAGCCAGACAAAUACAGCCUCGGAGGAUGACCCAUCAAAUCCCACACGCGGAAAGUACGCUCGGCGCAGGCUGGGCGAGAGCAAACUCGCGAGGCUGGAGAGGCUCGAAGCGGCCAAGGAUCCACGCCUGCCCGACGACGAGGAGCCAGAGCCGGAGGUGGACAUCUCGAACCUAGUCGCGCGCGUGGCAGCAAUGGGCGACUCGGCAAGCACACAGGCCGGCCUUGCCGAGCAGAUCGCCCGCAGCCGCGCCCAGAACGAGACUGCCUCGGACGUCGAGAACGACAUUGACCACAGCCUGGCGUACCUGCACGAGCGCGAACGGCAGCGUCAGAAGGCCAAGGGCCGGGGCGGCACUGGUGGGGACGAGGCCAGCAAGCAUGCUGCAGAGGCGCUGGGAGCUGAAGCGGAUGGCGAGCCUGUCGACCUCGAAGCGCUCCGCAAGGAAAAGGAGAAGGCCGACGCCGUGCGCGUCCUCAAGGCUCGCUUCCAGGGGCAUGGCGUGGGCGAGAAACGACGACCAGAUGCGAAAUCUCGGGUGGCGCCUUCGAUACAGAUCGGUCCGCACGCCGUCCCCCAGUCAUCCAACGACAGCGACGUGGCCGCUGCGGCUACGGCUAGCACACUCUCGCCCGGCUUGACUGCCGAGAUUGAGUCGGCGCUCGCCAAGACCACCAGCGGCGAGACGGCUUCUGUCGGCUCGGGGCGCUCGAGCUUCAGCACGACUUUCGGCCGGCGCCGAUCACCACUCGUCGGAGUUGCCGGUACAGAGCGGGAGCGUGGCUCGGCCCAACGCACUGAACGCAUCGACAGCUUCCUGGCUAGCAUCAACGAUCGCAGCGUCCACGGCGGUCGCGAUCCAUCCGUCUUUUCGCUCAGCCCGCAAGGCGGCUACACUGCCGCAUCUAGAUCUGCAUCCUAUCGCGACCAAAAGAGCACGACGCCUUACUCGUCGCACGGCGAACUGGGUCGCCUCGAGAGCUUUCUCGACGACAUGCUUGGCUGA